Molecule: messenger RNA, 546 nt
Organism: Soboliphyme baturini
Lineage: Eukaryota; Metazoa; Nematoda; Enoplea; Dioctophymatida; Soboliphymatidae
Source: the annotation of a GenBank genome assembly
AUGAGUCGUCCGGAGAGAUACACCGACAAUGAUGGGACGUUCGGACUUUUUAGGGAAGUGAACACAGGGAAUAAGAAGCCUUGUAGGGCAUGUAUGGAUUUCAAAUCAUGGAUGGCGCAGAAGCAUGGUACUGCUAAUAUGUCAGAGUCGUCUGGUGCUGAUCAUACUAAUGAAAAUGCGGACGCUGCGAGCAGUAGUCGAAAAUGCGAUUGUCCAUUGGACAGAGACGAACUGGGACGAAACACGUGGAGCUUACUGCAUUCAAUAGCUGCGUACUAUCCAGAUAACCCACCGGAGGAGCGACGCCAGGGCGUCGACGAGUUCAUGCGUUCCCUGAGCGUUCUGUAUCCAUGCGACUACUGCGCCAAAGACCUGAAAGCAGAGCUAAAACGCAAACCACCGCAGACUGCAUCGAGGGAAGCGCUUUCAAAAUGGAUGUGUGAUUUGCAUAACUCGGUUAACGCGAAAUUAGGCAAACAAUUGUUUGACUGCUCUCUGAUCGAUCAGCGCUGGAAAGACGGCUGGGCUGACGGCCGAUGUGAUUAG